Messenger RNA from Fusarium musae, 1392 nucleotides. RefSeq lists its product as uncharacterized. Gene Ontology annotation, molecular function: sequence-specific DNA binding. NCBI's taxonomy places the organism in Eukaryota, Fungi, Ascomycota, Sordariomycetes, Hypocreales, Nectriaceae. The record is from RefSeq and is a predicted model, not a curated record. Gene Ontology annotation, cellular component: nucleus. Bases 1 to 1392 code for a protein of 463 amino acids. The transcript has 3 exons. Gene Ontology annotation, biological process: positive regulation of transcription by RNA polymerase II.
AUGCCUCGGAGCGAGGAUACCAGCCCUACCGAUUUGGCGCAACAGUACAUGGCAAAUGCUACAAGCCAGAGUGUAGAGUUUCAGGACUAUGGCAUGUCCUCUCAUCUCAUGGAACAGAGCGGCACGGGCUCGGGCUCACGGGCUGUAACGUCGGUGCAGCAGUCCCCUGAGCCGUCUCAGGAGGAUCUUCAAGGUCACUACAUCGGCCCGGCCUCUGGCGUGUCAUUCCUUCUCAGGGUUCAGAAGCGGAUGCACCAAGCAAUAUCGUUCUCUGGGCCAGGAAGCAUCUUCACUUUUGGCGAUGCCCCUCUUCAAAACCCUGACUAUGAUCCAAACUUUUGUAUGAUGCUUCCCAAAGAGGAUGCUCAGCGCUUGGUGGAUCGUUACUUCGACUUUGCCAUGCCAACAUACCGUUUUCUUCACCGACCCACCAUUCAAGAAUGGUUCUCAGAGUUUUAUGAGACGUUAGGGACUAUGCGUGACCCAAAUAAUUCCGCCGCAAAAGUGGCUUUGCUCUUCAUGAUCUUGGCCCAUGCUAGAGUAUACAUGCCUGAGAACGACAGACCAGGACCAUCAGACCUCAGGCUUGCUCGUAUCAUAGGCCAAAUCCUGCGUGGUCUUUAUUCAGUUAAGCCAAUCUCGAUUUCCAAACGCUUAGAGGAAACACAACUCGUCUCAAAAGCCCUCGCAGACUGGCGAGCUGAGUUCUCCCAGUUUCUCGAUGCCGAUUACUUCAGUACAUCGUUUCUCGUUCCAAUCGUUCAACGGCAACGGAAUGUCCUGAAUCUAACUUACUGGCAUGCUAUAAUACUCACGCAUCGACAAGCUGUCCUCAACAACUUUGCAAGGAUAUCGCGUCAGAAUAGAAGGGGCAGUGAGAACGAUGCUGCAACUCAAGAGAGUGUGCAAAGAUGCCUCGAAGCUGCCAUCCAAACAGUCGGUCUGAUCGAUGAGAUGACCGACAACGGACAAAUGUUCCGAGCAUUCUGGAAAUGGGCGUCACCUCCUGAGACUUAUAGCAAAUACUUUACAGCUGCAGCUCGAUGCCAAUCACACAUGUCAACCAUGGUUGAGAAGGGCUCCUUGUCAGAAAGAUACUGUUUCUUGCUGGAGGAAUUACGGGUUGAGGCCUUACGCCAAGUGAAUCGGAUGCAUCCAAACGUAUUCCUGGAUGGACAUGCACAAGACAACGCUCUCCAGUCCAAUGUCAUACCGAUGGAUACGCCGAGCGACAAGACUUCUUAUACGGACUUAAUGGGCGAGAACGGCGGAUUGGACUUUAAUGGCAUGUCUGGAGUCGAUUUCUCGGGCUGGGGUCAAUUUGCAAAUAUGGUCUCGUCAGGCCUGGGGAACUUGGAUGCCUUCCUCGAUGAUGAAGUCUUUCGGCUUUAG